Messenger RNA from Ostrea edulis (European flat oyster), 3716 nucleotides. RefSeq names its product protein lin-41-like. Gene Ontology annotation, biological process: positive regulation of DNA-templated transcription. The coding region runs from base 263 to 1957 and encodes 564 amino acids. NCBI's taxonomy places the organism in Eukaryota, Metazoa, Mollusca, Bivalvia, Ostreida, Ostreidae. Gene Ontology annotation, cellular component: chromatin; nucleoplasm. Gene Ontology annotation, molecular function: zinc ion binding; ubiquitin-protein transferase activity; protein binding. The record is from RefSeq and is a predicted model, not a curated record. The transcript has 2 exons.
AAAAUAUUAUCAAUAAAUAUGACACUAUGUAAAGCUUGCUUGACUUUAGAUUGAGGACAUGGAGAUGUACCUAGUGUGUAUGGUGUUACCUGUCACAGGUAGAUAACCAGGUAUCUUGCAGUAAGUUUCAGUCACAUUUCAUUGUAGUCAAGAGAAGAUGUGAUUGUUUGGACACAGAAAACUUAAUGGAAUAAUUAAGACAUUCAUCAUCAUCCCAACAAACGAUUUUCUCCAUAUAUCCUGCAACUUUUGAAUAGAUAUCAUGGAUCCCUCCACAAGUGGCCUGGAUGUAACACAGUGUGACCUGUGUGAGAGUGCUGUAGUACAAAUGCACUGUGAUACAUGCCUUGUCAAGCUGUGCAAGGCUUGUGUGGGUGAACACCUUUCUACUGGUCACUCAAAACCUCACAAAAUCAUCGACCUCAAGGACAGAGCUUCUAAUCUUAUUUUCCCAGGAUGCACCACACAUUAUGACAGCCUGUGCGAAUCCUUCUGCAGGGACUGUAAAAUUCCUGUCUGCUUGCUGUGUGUUAUCUCUGGCAAUACACACAAAGAUCACCAGCUCUCUUUGAUAGCAGACAUAUUCAGUUCCAUGAAGCUUGUCAUUCAGAAAGACCAAAAGGAACUUGAGGAAAUUAUCAUCCCCACCCACAGAAACAUUACAUCUUACAUGCAAAUCCGAAUGAGUCAAUUAGAAAAGGAAUAUGGGUAUGUCUCUGAUUCAGUAACAAAACAUGGGAAGAAGUGGCACCGAGAAAUCAAUAAACUUGUCGACAAAAUGAAAGCUGAAGUUGAGGAAAUGAAAGCUGCACAUUUAGAAGCUCUCACAAAACAUCAAGAGGAAUUCAGUCAAAGAACAAUGAAACUUCAGGAGACAUUACAAACAUGUAAGAACACACUAGCCUCCAAUGACACUUCCCUUGUCUUGACUCAUACAUUGCUCAAUGAAGAAUACAGACGUCUCCCUCCAAAACUCACUGCAUCUUUUCCAGCCUUCAAGGCACAAAAGAUUUCAGCUGAAAACCUCACAGAAUUAUUUGGAAUGUUGACAAAACUUUCCUUUACAUCAGAUGAGCAAGGGUACUUCAUGAAAAAAGCAGAGAAAUCCCCAGAAGCUGUUCCCCUUCCUCCAGUCAGAUCGCUGCUUGAUGAACCAGAGAUUGUUACAAUCAUAGACACUGGAUAUAAAUAUCUUUACGAUGUCCAGGUCUGCCAAAGUAAUGAGGAAAUUUGGACAAAAGGAAAAGACAGCCUCUUGAAACUCUUCAAAAUCCAUCCAGUGUCACUACUUCGGUCUGUGAGAACAGAGUCUGGAAACACACCAGAGGAGAUAGCUCUGACAUACGAUGGAGACCUAGUUUAUUCUGAUUACGAUGAGAGAACUGUAAAUAUUGUCAAGAAUGAACAGAUAGAGGAAGUGAUCAGAUUAGAGAGCUGGAGACCUGUUAGCAUCUGCCACACCUCCUCUGGAGACCUCCUGGUUACAAUGGACAGUGAUGAUAACAAACAUACAAAACUUGUCCACUACUCCGACUUUGCAGAGAAACAAACCAUUCAGUUUGAUGACGAGAGUAAACCUCUGUAUUCCCCUGGAUUUUACUUACACAUCAGUGAGAACAGAAACCUGGAUAUCUGUGCAGCUGAUGGCUCAGGGGCAGUAGUAGUGGUCAAUUCAGCGGGAAAACUUCGAUUCAGAUACACUGGACAUGCGCCUGCUCCAAAGAAUGAGUCAUUCUACCCAGUAGGAAUUGCCACAAACAGUCAGGGUCAUAUUCUUACAUCUGAUUACGAUAACCAGUGUAUCCACAUUACAGAUGAAGAUGGACAUUUCCUCCGAUUCAUUGACUGUGGAUUGAGUUAUCCUUGGGGACUGAGUACUGAUUCAAAUGACAAUCUGUUUGUUGCCGACAGUAAAAAGAAGAGUGGAAAAAUCAUCAAAUACAGAUACCUACAGUGAUGUUUACCUUGAAUAAUCUUACAAUGUUAUUCAUUAUCACGAAACCAAAAAAAAAUUCAAAAUCCAGAUUCACAGAAUCAGUGCAACAAUGAACUUGCUUUUAUUCGUUAUUUAGUUCUACACCUGGUAUAAUCCAUGCAUUUAUUUAUGUAUCACAUCAUAUUUUAAAGUGAACGAGCCUGUUGUGUAUAAAGGAUAUGGGAUGAGUUUAUGGGAAAGUUCCUACAUUUACUGACAUCCUGCGGAUUAGUGUUGAACCAGAAGAGAUACAGCAGGAAAAAAAGAUUGAAACAGAACCAAUGAAAACUAGGGUGAAGUUUACAACCCAUAGUAUGAUAAAUUAACAGAUAUGACAUAGCUAAAAGACUAACAGACAAUUUAUGCUUGAAUGGAAUUAAAAGGUCAUCUCAUUAUUAAUCUAAAUUUAAAAUACAAGUAUUUACUAGUUAAAAAAAAUAAACUGGUAGAAGUCCUCCCUAUUUAGGACUGGAGUGCUGCAGUCACAAAGUCUCUGUUACUUGAAAAAUAAUAUCAAACACAAGAUGUUUAACUUUCUGACUUAAUAAGAUCAUGGAUUGUCGUUGUUAUAUACAUACAACACUCCCUGUUGUAGGUACACACAUACACUGUGUUAUGUGUAAAUUGACAUGUAAAUGUGCGUUAAUGGCGUUUUGCCACCGGGGGAGGGGGGGGGGGUGGGGGGCAUAUAAAGUAUGUGUAUUCUUUCCAUUCUCUACCCAUAGGUGUCGCUGCUCGCCAACACAUCUGUCAAUGCUGACAUUUCCAAAUUCUUGUAAAAUGCUUUGUAAAUUCUUAUACAGACGCUUAACUUCGCUAAAAUCAUUUUGUGAUGCAGAAUUUUAAGAUAAAAUUGUUUUACCACUUGUAAACAAAUUCCCACAAUUUAGAUUUUAAUCAUAAUAAAGCAUUUUCUUCCGAUUUUUGGUGUUAUCUUUGCUACAUUAAUCAUUUUUAUUUUUAAAUUCUGUUCCGUUUUCCAUUCCGUUCUGUGUUUUAGCAACACCCGUAUAAAACUGCAAAGCUAAAAAAACCAAGAUAUUCAAGGGAGCUUAUUACAGGGGUCGAAAUUAACUUUUUCUACCACAGGCUAAUUUUAGCCUGUGGGUAAAAAAUCCACAGGCUAAAAUGAAAACAAUGAAAAUAAUGAAGCAGUGCUCUUUUUAUAUAUAUAUAUAUUCAAUCAGUGAUUUUCCCCAUCAUUAAUGAGCCUAGUGGGUCAACAGGCAGCGUUUGGACAAGACACUAAGUUACGUAAGUCAUAUGGUGCAAUGUCUAGGUCUCUUGAUUAUCGCACCUCUAACAGUCUAAUCCACGACUUGUUUACCGCAGGUCUAGAUCCAGUCUUCCAAUUUCAUGCCACAUCAGGGUUGUCACUAGUGAUUUUUUAAAGCGAAUACAGGACUCGUGGUUUUAUAAGCAGCACGAUCACGAGUCCUAUGACUUUUUUGAUAAUCGUCUACGCGGUGAGAAAUGCACCCGUGUCGUCACUACAACCCGACCUCAAUAUGACAAUGACAUUCUCAUGAUUCUGAUAAAAAUAACUACCGGAAGACUUGGUAAAACAUAGAUUCCGAUAUUUUUUUGUAGAUAAAUGAAUAACAAAAACAUCAUACUUGGAAUUAUUCAAUUUAAUCACCCCUAUAGGUGAACAGGACUCGUGGCACAUGUCGAUAUGCGAUGUCCAAUCUCUAAAGCAUUUGUUUGACUCCGAGUUUCUUAAAAAAUCAUAAAAGAAAAA